GAUCUGUCUGGCAUUUUGACGUGUCAUAAAUCUAUCUAGAAUUGCUCCAGGAAUAUUGGAAAACAAAUGCUGAUUAUCUGUCUAGGAGAAAAGCGUCGUGAACGUCUGGAUCAUCUCGAAGCAUUGGCGGCGCAGAGUUGCGCGGUUGAAAGAACAUCGGCUGCAGGCACAGGCCUAUAUGAGGAUGUUGCAAAGAAUCCCCCAAGUUAUGAUUCUUCAGAUGUAUCUGCCAGUACAUCUACAGCGACUCUGGGAGAAUGCCAACAUCUUAUUCCACAGUUAGACGACACGCCCUCAGCACACAUAUGGGAUCCAACGGAUUUCUCACAGCUAGAUGACACCCCAUCGAGCUUGAGUAUAUACGAUUCUACAACACAUGUUGAUCCUUCGCUUCUUACUCGAGGUGGAUACGUCAGCCUUGAUCUAUUCUGUACGACCACCAUCGACUGCGGCUGCUCCAGCCCACACAUAAAAACAUGGACACAAGCCCCAGACCCAUUCAGCCACGGCGAAGUCAGGAUAUUCAGAUUUGGAUCGAAUACAGCCACAGCAGAUCCCUACUCUAAUAACCUCCGCAUCGAAACAAUCUGCAUCGCAGCCGCACUACACACGCUCGGAAUGCACGUCGGCAUAACCGAGGAAAUGCUCUGCGCCGACGAAUCACCCUCUCCAUUCUUCCGACCUACCACGAACGAUAUAGUAAAAUCCAACAUGAUAAACACAGUGCAGAGGAUAUUCAAAACCCUAAAACCAGACAUGAGGCCGAGUAGCGAACAAAUCACCGUCCAGCAUCAUCCGUACAUAGACAUUCUGCCCUUUCCGACACUACGGAAGAAUCUCAUCAUCCACCAGGAAGAUUUUGACGAGGAUGAGUUCUUCCUUGAUAUGCUGAACGGGUUAGUAUGCUGGGGAGGUGCUGGUGUUGGGAGGAGAGAUCGGGAAGAGGCCACUGGGUAUGUUUCGACGGGUACGCCGUGGGAUGUCCGGAGUUGGGAGGCGAGGGGGUGGUUUUUGAAGAAGUAUUGGAUGUUGCUAGGGGGGGAAGAGGGGGAACUUGUACGGCAGAGUGAGUGGUGGCGUGGGAUGAGAGGGGAUGAUUUGGAAGUAUAGCUGUAUAACUGGAAUAGAUGCUGGAAUGGUAAUAUAUAUUAAUAGAAAAUGGUUCACGUCAGCCAUGUUGUGGAUCAUGUCAGCCAUACUAACAUUGAAGGUACUAUUGGCCACAUUUAUUAGCGUCAUAGAUCUGGAUGUUAAUUCAAAUAACUCCCUAUUCACCCCCCAUUUGCUUCUCCCCAAUUCCAUAUCCAGUCCAG
Messenger RNA from Aspergillus wentii DTO 134E9, 1313 nucleotides. Its product is annotated as DUF3425 domain-containing protein. The transcript has a single exon. The coding region runs from base 67 to 1110 and encodes 347 amino acids. The record is from RefSeq and is a predicted model, not a curated record. Lineage: Eukaryota; Fungi; Ascomycota; Eurotiomycetes; Eurotiales; Aspergillaceae.